UCACACGCCCGGUUCUCCUCUGACCCGCAGCUCGCACGGCACCGGGCUGCUGCCUCACGUUCAGACCGCGACAGGCCCGAAGUGUGACGAUCCGCUUCAUCCUCAUUCAGAACCGAGCAGGGAAGACACGACUGGCCAAAUGGUACAUGCAGUUUGACGAUGAUGAGAAACAGAAGUUGAUUGAGGAAGUUCACGCUGUGGUAACUGUCAGGGAUGCCAAACACACCAACUUUGUGGAGUUCAGGAACUUCAAGAUCAUUUACCGGCGUUAUGCUGGCCUGUACUUCUGUAUUUGUGUGGACGUGACGGAUAACAACUUGGCAUACCUCGAGGGAAUCCACAAUUUUGUAGAGGUGCUGAAUGAGUAUUUUCACAACGUGUGUGAACUGGACCUGGUGUUCAACUUCUAUAAGGUGUACACGGUGGUGGAUGAGAUGUUCCUUGCAGGAGAGAUCAGGGAGACCAGUCAGACCAAGGUCCUCAAGCAGCUUCUCAUGCUCCAGUCACUCGAGUAGAAACCAGACAACCGUCCUUCCUACCUGCUCGCCAAUCUGCUGCCCUGGGACCUGAACCAACCUCCUGUCUCUCUGGAAAGGAUCCCCCAUCAUUGUCUUUCAGAACUUCAGGAGGUUUUUUUUUUAGAAAAUAGAAACACACAAUAUUGUUUACAUAUGAUAUAUAAUGUAGAAGUUCAGUAAAUCUCUUUGUUAUGGCAGUCUAUGGCUACAUCCAUACAACUGUGUUUUCUUUUGAAAAGCGGUUUAGUUUUAGUUUGAAACCUAGAGGGCUGGGUUUUAGUCUAGAUGGGCAUAGACAGAGAUGUUUGGAAAAGGUGGCGUAGAAACUCACAAGCGGUUGCUGAUUGGGUCUUCAACAGGUCACAACAGGCUCCUAUCACAUGACCUUCUUCGAGAAGAAAAUAACCGGCCUCAGCUGUCAGUGUUGAACACAGUAUGGAUAAUCAAUAACAAGCAAGCAAUGCUGACCUUGUUGUCUUUACUAACAUCUGUUGUGCAGUUAAAUUCUAAAUUUUACACUAAUACAACUGCUAACGUGUAUAAGAGACCAACCAUAUAGCACAUGCAUCCUUUCCGGUUUUUCCUGCAAAUACUGGGACUCACAUGUCAGUGUACUUAAGUUCAUGAGAUAUAGCUUCCACGCAUGCUAGUAUUAGAUUAUAACUGAUAUGGAGCCAAAACGCUUGUGGGGGACAGAUUGUUUAAGUUUCAAAAAUGGAAUUUUCAAAGGAAAUCUUAGUAGUAUGGAUGUAGCCCCUAUGUUAAAAUACUCUGUGUUGUACUCUUAAUGAAGUCACUCAAUGCAAAGGCUGUACAUUUCAACAUUAUGACAUUUCGUUAACCAUUUCAGUCACAGUCAGCUUUAUAUUGGGUUCCCUUGUCCUAACGCCAGAGGCUGCAGAAAUGAGUUAUUUCAUGUUGUUAGUCAUUGCAUUCAUCUCUAUUGAGUGUGGAAACACUGAGGUAAAUCCAUCAGUGUGACCCUGCUCUCUCCUCCUCCCUUUAUUAACCUCAACUUUCAUUUAAUGGCACUACUAUAACUCACAAGCACCUGUAUGUGUAUAAAGACGACCUGUAAUGAUCAGAUGUUUGCAUUGAGAACUUAAAACCGCCUGGCAGCCGUCUCUAUGAAACCACGCAGGGAAAGACUUUGCAAGUGUUGGGGUGUUCGACUCACCAAGGCUACUCUGCAUUUUAUAUCUGGAUCACAGUACAAGCAAACGCCAACUAGAAAAAGCCCUUUUAAAGCAAUUGACCAGCGCGGCAAGUUGGUAAUUGACUGGAGUGUACUUAGGAUGAGUACCAUUUUGACUGUGUUAUGACAACCUGGUGUUCUCACGGCUGAUGAGAAACUCAGUUGGUUAUAUUAACUCAAGAUGAUGUCUGUAAUCAUCUUAUAUGGUGCUUGUUGGUCACACUUAAAAUGCAAAUGCACUCAGAAGGAAUAAGACCUGGGCAUAUAGAAUAUUUUACACAAAGCAGUGCUGUGAUGCUUGCUUCGUAUGGUUUGUGCAUACAUGGGUGUGUUGAGUUAUGUUGAAUAUUGUGAAAUUAACAGUCAUUCCAGUAAAACUCUGAGUCUGAGCAGUAUUUACAUGUUUAAGAUCCAUUAAACAAACUGGUUUUUAAGUUUCCUCUGAGAAGCUUUAUGAAUUUGGAAUUUGACAAAAAAAAGGCCAAAACUUUGCUGGAUGAAAUUCCUUGUCAUCUGAUUUAAUCAGAUCCAGAGAGGUGGUUUCAAACAUCAUUGUUGUUUAACUCUUAUUUUUUUUUAUUUCAGGGUUAUUUGGCAUUAUUAUUGAAACAUGUACUGCUUCCCUUCUCGUCCACAUGUGAGUUUAUUGGUGGAAAUGUAUGCUUGUGUGUGUGUGUGUGUAUUGUCUCCAAUUCAACUACCCACAUCAAUAUGUCCCAUUAUAUGUAAAUAAUAAAAUAAACAGAUGAAGUCGA
Paralichthys olivaceus (Japanese flounder) is the source of this 2468-nucleotide messenger RNA. The record is from RefSeq and is a predicted model, not a curated record. NCBI's taxonomy places the organism in Eukaryota, Metazoa, Chordata, Actinopteri, Pleuronectiformes, Paralichthyidae.